AUGUCGAAAAACUUACAUGGCAAAACAGCUCUGUGCAGGUCGUUGGAACAAAUUUCAACAACGCCUGCAGCAACAACCUCAUCACCAACACUCUCUCAAAUUUAUGAAGAAGAAACGGAUGAAAACAGAUCAUUUUUGCAUUUCCGAGAAAUUAAUUUUGGACCUUCCAAAAAUUUCAUCUACAAUGUUUUAAGCAAGUCAUCAGUACCUCAAAAACUGGAUUUUCAUCUCUCUAUUCAAUUAUUGGAUGUACCCUACCACAAUUCCAACCACUUCAAUUUGGCUCCGUUCUUCACUCCUUCUUGUCUUUUCAUCGUGGUUUUUGAUUUGAGAUUGUACAGAGAUUCUCACAGUUUGCUGAGAACGUGGUUGUCAAUUGUACAGGACUACAACAUGAAAGGUCACGUAAUUCUAGUUGGAACAUUCCUGGAUUGUUUGACUGAAGCAAUCAACAUUAAUGUCAAAAAAUUGAACUAUUUUAACAAAGAAGAAAAAAAACCCAAAUAUAUCUCGCAUUGUGCAGCUGCAAAUUAUUUCUCAUCUACGUCUAAGGGUGGUUACAACGCUAUAUGUAAAAAAAAAAAUUUUGAAAUCUUAUUGGGGGAACCCCCUAAAUUGUGCCACUUGACUAAAAAUGACAUUUGUAAAGUUUUAGCUCAAUUGGAUAAUGCUAACCCGUGCCUCAUCGAAGUUUAA
Molecule: messenger RNA, 696 nt
Organism: Helobdella robusta
Lineage: Eukaryota; Metazoa; Annelida; Clitellata; Rhynchobdellida; Glossiphoniidae
Exons: 6
Coding region: 1-696 (231 amino acids)
Source: RefSeq, a predicted model, not a curated record